This is a messenger RNA of Dracunculus medinensis (Guinea worm), 480 nucleotides long. Lineage: Eukaryota; Metazoa; Nematoda; Chromadorea; Rhabditida; Dracunculidae. The record is from the annotation of a GenBank genome assembly.
AUGCCGAACUUUCAUAAACAGAGCUCAUUAAAUUUAAUGAAAUUAAUUUCCGAAACACUUACACUUGCACUUGAUACGGCGUCCGCGACUAUCGACGCGAAUGAUACUUCGAGCCAGAUGGUACAUGCGAUAAGUAUACAAUCCGGCGACUCCAAGGCUGAGCAGAGAUACUGGCUGUGGUGCUUCGGACAACUCGGGACGAAAUGGCGUAGCGAUUGUCAUGCUGACAAGGCCCAUUCCGUUUUAAUUGAGUGGAAACCUGUAAACGAUCGUAUGGCCUACGCCCAUUAUAAGGGUAAGUUCUGCAAUAUUUCUGUCAUCACUAUCUAUUCUCCAACUCUGUCGUCAGAUGACCAUGAUAAAGACAAGUUCUAUGCGGAACUUCAACUGCUUACAGAGCCGAAACAUGACAUGAUCAUAAUCGGAGGAGACUGGAAUGCUCGAGUAGGUCAUAAUGCAGCUGUGAUCAACAAUUGGUAA